Molecule: messenger RNA, 1515 nt
Organism: Trichophyton benhamiae CBS 112371
Lineage: Eukaryota; Fungi; Ascomycota; Eurotiomycetes; Onygenales; Arthrodermataceae
Exons: 3
Coding region: 1-1515 (504 amino acids)
Source: RefSeq, a predicted model, not a curated record
AUGUCGAACAACCCUCCACCGCCAUCCUUUGACCGAGACUCUUCUCACGACCUGACGAGCUUCCAGACCAUCGCCGCAAGAAUCCGGCAGUUGAGAGAUAUCAUCUCCGAAAUGGACGAGGACCGGAGUUUCUUCCUGCAUGCCCUGGACCGCUCUCUGCAAGAGUACAACACCGCAGACUCGACCGUCGACCCCCAGGCCAUCAGUAACCCUUCUUCGGAACCGCUUCCUACCCUGAGCCAGACUCUACAACGACACGUUAUCUCGCAGAGAGAGGCUCGGAGACAAGCCAGACAGGCACAGCAACAGCAGCAACAGCAGCAACAGCCUCCUCCACCUCCACCGCCGCCGCCACGCCCUCCACUGCAGAGACAGGAGUCUCUCGCCUCGUUGGCUUCCCUGCAGCGUGCAGAGCGUCAGUUCCGGCAGGCAAUCGCCAGUAUUGGGGCGGUAGAGUCGACACCACGGCAGCCUGAACGGGCACCUGCUAGAUCCCCACCCACGGACUCGAUGUCAGACCACCGCCAGUCCAAGCGCCGAAAAAUCGACGCUGACGACAGCAGAGAUACCACCAAGGGGUUCAGCUACAGCCACUAUGGCCAGGUCACCUCGGUGCCGCUGGAAAUGGAAGUCCAUAGCUGCAAGGGAGGCAGUGCCGAACCCGACAGACGAGGAAACUCCCCGGACCAUAUUCUGGUCAACGAUGGUAUCGCCUACAGGGCACAGGGCGGUUUCUGCAACAUCGUCCUCAAGCACCGUGGCGAAAUACCUUUCUCGCUGAAGAAGCUGAUCAUCAAGACUCCCAAGAGCGGAUGUCACGACGAGACAAAUGUCCGAGAAGGAACAGUGAGCAUAGCCAUGGACUCUGACUCACGCUUCCUUCGCUCGGUAGCCAGCUGUACCGCCGAUUCCAUGCCUGGGUUCCCAUCCCGCCGGCCUCGCCGUCGGAACGAACAGUUAUCCCCCUUCACAGCAGCGGCCAUGGGGAACACUAGACGACCAGAGACUUCAGCCUCAAUCCUUCGUGCCCGUAUGCUUCGAACCCGCGCCAGCCAGCAGCCGUACCAAGCCUUCGACUACCCGUUCGGCGGCAUUGACGUUGAAGACAAAUCUGACGACGAAUCAACCCAGCUGGAUGCCGCUCGCGACCAACUGGGCCUUUCUGACCCUGAGCCCUCCAAUUCGCGCGACAGUUCCCCGAACCACGAUGGCAGCGACAGCGAGAGCAGUGACGGCAUAUCUGGCGUGGCCGAGGCACUGGCCCAGAACCUAGAUAGCCGACAACGCCAGUUACUUGAGGCCCUCGGCGUUCGUGUGCCGUAUAUGCAGACUAGACCAUCGCAUCGGCACCGAGCACUCUCACCCACGACCGUCUUUGCUCGGCCAGCUGCUGAAACAGGACAAAACCAGGAGUCCGAUACCAUGCAGCCUGUCGCUAGAUUUGCGAUCGAACACGAGAGAGCCGCUGUACAGAUCAGAUUCAAUCCUCCAGUGUAUGGUCUCUCUCUUCUUUGA